AUGUCUCCCUUGUUGGCCUCUGCAGCUCUGCUCCCUCCCAGGCUUGGCUUUCUCUCCCUUCCUUUGCCUGAUGAGUGGGCACUGGGCAGCACUCAACAUCAAACAUCAGUUCUUGCCACCUCCACAAUCUAUCUUCACUUCACUGUUCCUGCUGUCAUCUCUUCGCGCACAUAUCCAGAGGGCCAGACCCCAAGCACAGAAGAGUGGAAUAGCGAUGCAAUUUUUUUUUCAAUAAGUCCGCUGAACACCCGUAUCGAGGACUGGCUUUGGUAAAUUACCUCUACAGGAAAGGAAU
Neurospora crassa OR74A is the source of this 295-nucleotide messenger RNA. RefSeq lists its product as hypothetical. The transcript has 2 exons. The record is from RefSeq and is a predicted model, not a curated record. Bases 1 to 273 code for a protein of 90 amino acids. Lineage: Eukaryota; Fungi; Ascomycota; Sordariomycetes; Sordariales; Sordariaceae.